Messenger RNA from Carya illinoinensis, 1275 nucleotides. RefSeq lists its product as uncharacterized. Lineage: Eukaryota; Viridiplantae; Streptophyta; Magnoliopsida; Fagales; Juglandaceae. The transcript has a single exon. The coding region runs from base 1 to 1275 and encodes 424 amino acids. The record is from RefSeq and is a predicted model, not a curated record.
AUGGAGAGACGGAAUUUGUGGGAAGAGCUACAUUUGUCUAGCACUGGUGCAGAGCCUUGUUUGUUCGCUGGUGACUUUAAUAUUAUUCGGUCCGAGUUGGAACAGAAGGGAGGUAGACCACGGCCUCGUCUAGCCAUGGACGAGUUUAAUAGUUGGAUUCAUCUGGGCGGCUUGAUUGACGUGAAAUCACAGGGAUGUAAGUUUUCUUGGUGUAAUGGUCAACGAGGUUUCUCCAGAAGUUGGGCUAAAUUGGACCGGGUGCUCAUUGAUCCUAACCUUCUUACUAAAUGUCCCAACGUGACUUGCUCGUAUCUACCGAGAACCACUUCCGAUCACUGUCCUAUGUACACAGAGUUUCGUAAAGAUCCUUUUUCCUAUGGCCCCUCUCCAUUUCGGUUCCAGCAAAUGUGGGUGGAGCAUCCCGACUUUAUGGAUUUUGUUCAGAAUGUUUGGGCUGCUGUUGUUGUUGGCACGGGUCUGUUAAAACUUGCUAAUAAACUUAAGAAGCUAAAAGUGGCUUUUUGGGAAUGGAACAAGACAUUUUUUGGGAGGACUAAUGUUCAGAUUGAUGUCCUUGAAAAGAAAGUUGAGGAACUUGAGGGUAGUCUUCAAAGGGAUUGGAAUGAAGACGUCGAAAGAGAGCUUGUUUCUUCCACUGUUGACUUGUCAUCUUGGAGGCGUAGAGAAGAUACUAGAUUGGCUCAAAUGGCUAAGCUAAAGUGGAAAAUGGAAGGAGACCGAAACACUAAAUUUUUCCAUGUUUGUUUAGCUAGUAAAAGGAACAAGAGAAUUCAAGAGAUGAGACCUUUGAAUGGGGUAGAGUAUUCUUCACUGGAAGACAUUCAUCAAGGUGCCAUUAAUUAUUUUUCUGGUUUUCUUCAAAAUACCAAUCAGUCAAGAGAGCUUCCGGAUUUAUCUUAUUUAAUCUCUCCGGUUAUUGAUGAAGCAGAUAGUACCCGUAUCUGUUGCAUUCCUACUCUGGAUGAAGUUCAUGAGGCUCUUUCUUCUAUUCCUAUAAAUAGUUCACCAGCGCCGGAUCGUUUUGGUGCGGGUUUCUUUAACUGCUGCUGGGAGGUGGUGAAGAUGGAUGUCUUGUAUGCUAUUUCAGAAUUUUUUAUCUCUAAAUCUCUUCCGAGGUUCUAUACGGCUUCUUUUAUUAUGCUCAUUCCGAAGAUGGAUGCGCCUUCAGGGUUCGACAAAUUUAGGCCGAUCAGUCUUUGUUCAGUUUUCUAUAAAAUUUGCUCCAAAAUUUUACUGGCCUUCUUCCCAAGAUGA